This is a messenger RNA of Athalia rosae (coleseed sawfly), 2262 nucleotides long. Its product is annotated as ornithine decarboxylase 2-like. Bases 597 to 1949 code for a protein of 450 amino acids. Gene Ontology annotation, cellular component: cytoplasm. The record is from RefSeq and is a predicted model, not a curated record. Gene Ontology annotation, molecular function: ornithine decarboxylase activity. Lineage: Eukaryota; Metazoa; Arthropoda; Insecta; Hymenoptera; Athaliidae. The transcript is spliced from 7 exons.
UUAACCGAUACCUUCAUCCACCUCCAGUCAAAUCCAAUGAAAAUUAAUUGUAAGUUUAUGCAGACAGAUGUUCAAUAUUACUGUAUUUGCUGAUUAAUUUUGGUCAAUAUAAGUAUAAUACCAUGCAAUUAGGGGUGCGUAUCAUGUUUGUACUAGGAGCUUUCUAUGAGCAAAAAAUUUCGAUUCUAUAAUUAAUUUAGUAACUUAUGAAUAAAUAGAUCGAAGUAUGUUUGUGUUAUUUUCAGGUAGAUAAUUUGAAACUGAUGCGGCAGGAUUAUGUGGAACCAAAAUCCUAUAACACUAUUGAAUGUUGUGUAACCUGUAGAUUAGUUGCGAUAUUGAGUAGUGCGUUAAGAACAAUUAUUUAUUGACUCAGCUUUGAAGAUAAUGAGAGUCCAAUUAAAAUCUUUAUUCAAGACCGUUCGUGUUCUUUCAAUUUGUUAUCACACACACACCUCAUUCAUUGUAUAAAAUUGAUAAAGGCGAAAAAUAUCAAGACGAGACAAAUAAUUUCGCAGAGGUGUAAUUUCGGUGAAUUUCAACCGAGCAGCAGCUAUCAGAACCCGGAGAAAAAAAUUUUCAUCUUCGAGUCACGCAUGUUUAAAAUUGACAGAUCUUCGGGGAAUAUUGGCCGUAAGCCGACAAGUUUAUCAGAGCACAAUUUUACGUCCAAUAUGAAGUUAGACAAAAUACUAGUAACUGACGAUCACACGAAUAGUAGUAUUAAAGUCAUCAAGGAAAUAAUUCAAAGCAGAAAUCAAGAAGAAGCAUUUUAUGUUUUGGAUGUCGGUGAUGUUGUAAAAAAGCACAGAAAGUGGCUCUCUAUGAUGCCAAGGGUCGAACCACACUUCGCGAUAAAGUGCAACCCUGAUCCGACAGUUAUCAAAGUACUUGCUACUCUCAACGCCAGUUUUGACUGUGCAUCUCAGGGGGAAAUCGAGCAGGUGUUGGCAGCCGGGGUGUCAGCGGAUCGUAUAAUUUUCGCAAACACCGUGAAAAUACAUUCGCACAUCAAGUACGCCUGGCAGAUGGGAGUGAAAAAUAUGACAGUUGACGGCGUGGAGGAAUUGUACAAAAUCAAGAGCAUUUUUCCCGAAGCAAACGUGAUUAUUCGUUACCGGUGCGACGCGAAAAUUGCGGGGGUGGAAUUGGGUUCUAAGCACGGUUGCGACGUCACAAAAGAAGCGCCUGAGUUAAUCAGGUUGGUAAAAAGUCUGGGUUUGAACCUCCACGGGUUCAGUUUUCACGUAGGAAGCCAGUGCGGCGAGACAGCGGCCUACAGUCGAGGUAUCAGGCUUGCAUUGGACUUGAUAAAGUACGCGGAGUCCCUGGGAAUCGAAAAUGUCAAACUGAUCGACAUCGGAGGGGGAUUCCCCGGGGAGACGGGUUUCUCGAUCGACGCGUUUGCCGACGAUAUCAACAAAGCACUAGAGACGGUGGAUCCCUCGAUACGAGUAAUUAGUGAACCAGGACGUUACUACGUUGGAUCGGCAUUUACAUUGGCAUCCCUUGUCUUCGGGAAAAGGUCGAUCCCGGAAGAAAAAACAACCCGGCAUAUGUAUUACAUGAACGACGGUGUUUUCGGAUCAUUUCUCGACAGUAUAAUAGCCAAGCCAAACCGACAGCUGACACUACUGAUGAAGCCAGCAACGGAAGAAGUAUUAUACCCGUCGACGAUUUGGGGCCCAACUCUCGACACUAACGAUUGCGUGAUUCCUGAUCAACUUCUUCCUGAAUUGCACAUCGGUGAUUGGUUGAUAUGGCCGAAUAUGGGCGCCUAUACGCUCUCCUUAGGUGGUAACUUCAAUGGUUUACCUUUGCCUGCUGUGUACUCGUAUAUCAAGAGAAACGUUUGGAACUCUUUGAACAUCGAACGCGAUGCCUCCGAGAAAAAUGAAACCAUUUUGAAAACCGAAAACAACGAAAGAAUGAGAGAGAAAGAGAAGUGACCCGCUGAACGAAUGGGCUACUGUUUUGGAUGUGAAAUCCAAUCCAACAACGGAGAAAAGGAGCAGUAUAGGAAUCAUCGGGGGCAUUUUUCUACCGAUUAUGUUAUCCCAAUCCUUUAAUGGCUUGUGACCCGAUCGACGAGAGGAUAUUCCCACGAAGAGUUCUCUAACUUCGACACAAGGUUUUUCUAGUAUAAUGUUAUAAAUAUAAAACUAUGCUUGCUUAUUAUAUGUGACUGACACCGACCAAUGGACGGUAUGAUGUGUAAACUGAUGAUUACGAGUUUUAUCAAUAAAUCAACGUUGAAAUCAA